AUGAUGUUCCACCGGCGGCCUAACGCUGGAGGGGCUCUGGAUGGCGCUGUCGACGCGGCCUCGGAAGGCGGCGACCAGCGAGCGCAGUGUGUGCGCUUUUGCGCCACCAUGUUUCUCGUUCUGUCGACUCUCUUCAUCAUCCGCGUCCAGCAAGAGCGGUACGAACACAGCUCCAAAAACGCCUAUCGCGUGGUCUACAAGUACCCCUGGGAACACGGCAGCUUCUUGAAGGACGAGCACUCGCAGUUGCAGCUGGUGUAUCUCCACCCGGCCUUCUCUGUUCUCCCGACGUUCGUCGAGUCCCUGGACGAUGUGUCGCUCCUUACGCAGCCUCUCGGCAUGAGGCGUCCCGCCUCUGCUGCCUCGCCGCGGUUCUUCCACAGCGCCGCGCCGCCAAACGCUUUCCAGGGAAAUGUCUCCGUUUCCAGCCGUCUCCCGUCGGAAAACCUCGCCUUUCCAGCGGAGACAGUCGCCUCCGAGUGGCUCUCCCGACAGGACUUGGGCUCCAACUGGUUGCUCUUCUUUCGGGCCUCUGCGCCGGAGAGCGCAGGCCCUGACCCCACGGACGCAGCCAAACCGCGCCCCGAAGCCACUCCGUCCGUGUCUCCGGCGUCUGGGCUCCAGGCCCCGGGGACCGGCUCGCCGGGGGGCGACGGGGACGCUGCCUCGCGUGCAUGGGCGGGGAGCCUGUCGACCGGCGCAGGGUCCAUCGUGGGCGUCGUGAUGGAUUCCCGGCUUUUUCGACGCGUGAGGCUUCCCGGAUGCAGCAGCACGAGUGCGGCGAUGUUUGCUGACCACUGCUUCAUCGCGGUCGUCCGUUUUCCACUCCACUUUUGCUUCGACUCUGCGUCCGUCCUGGGAAGCCACGGGGACGCCUCGGGAGGGCUCCCCGCCGCACAACCCUCCUUCCUCGACAUCUCCUGGACCUGCAUGGCUCCGCCAGCAGCCACGGCUGGGGCAGCGGUCGGCGCAGCGCCGCGCGGAGACGCAGGCGAGGACUCAACCAGCCUGCACUGCAUCCACGUCGUCAGCGGCCUGAGUGUUGGGAGCAUCCAGAGAUACAUGGACCGCGUGACUGCAAAUGUGCAGCACUACGCUAGCCUCCGCGCGUCCCCUCUUUCGCCCAGCUCCAGUUCUUCUCUCGCUUCGCACUUCGGGCUCGGCGACCGGGACGAAGCGGGCGGCUCCCGAAAGGCGAGAGAAGGCACGGAGCGGCGAGAUGAAGCAGGGACGCGACGCCCGCGCGCUCUGCGCGACGUCGGCACUGUGGCCUACUUUUGCGGCAACCCUGUUCGGCAACUUCUCGCUCUCGACACAGCCGGCAGUCGUCUGUUCUUCGCGCAGCCUGUUCCCCGAAGACCGUCAGCAACCGGCGAGGGCGAAGACGUGCCGGGACCGACUCGCCGGAUGUCAAGUGCGGACGGACGGGGCGCCGCCGGGGGCGAAGGCUCCGGUUUUCGCGGGGGAGAGCCGGAAGACGUCGCACCUAGACCCGGAGGCGGGGAACGAGCAGGCGACGAGUCCCUCCCUGUGGAGCCCUCUUUGUCUCUUCAUCCAGAGCCUGGUGAGUUGAGCAGGCGACAGGCGGAGCGCCGAGCCGCAGCUGAGGACGCAGCGUCGCCAGUCGGGACGGAGAGAGGCGGAGGGGAUCCCGCGGCUCCUGCGCGUUUCGCCCAACCGGUCGCGCCGUUAGAAAACGCCUUCUCUUCGCUCUGGGGGAUGCAGGGUCGAGACGCUUCGCUGUGCAUCGCCGCGGUGUCCCUCGAGGAGAGCUACCGGGAAGUUACGGAAUGCCGAGAAGUACGGAACCAAGUGGCGAUAGAUCUGGGCGACGGCGCACCUGCCGAAGCCGCCUGGAGAGGAGUCUGGCUGCACUACGACGCGCGCAAUAGCUCUGUUGUCUUGUUCUCCUUUGACCACUGGAGGGCGCAAGACCUCGUCCUCACUUCGAUGCACGCAGACACCAUGCAGCUAAAGUUCAGCCUUCGAUUUCGGGACUUCCAAUCCGGGUGGUUUCUUUCCUCGGAAGAUUCCUCGAGUGGCAAAAUUCUCCUCAUCGGCGAUCGUCCACCCUACAUGGGCACAUUGCAAUCGAUCGAUGUCGAGACAGGCUUUCGAGAACACGCCGAUCUUCAUCGUGCUUCAGCUUUCGCGACUCGCGAAAAGUGA
This is a messenger RNA of Neospora caninum, 2169 nucleotides long. RefSeq lists its product as hypothetical. The transcript is spliced from 4 exons. Lineage: Eukaryota; Apicomplexa; Conoidasida; Eucoccidiorida; Sarcocystidae. The record is from RefSeq and is a predicted model, not a curated record. The coding region runs from base 1 to 2169 and encodes 722 amino acids.